Molecule: messenger RNA, 351 nt
Organism: Sclerotinia borealis F-4128
Lineage: Eukaryota; Fungi; Ascomycota; Leotiomycetes; Helotiales; Sclerotiniaceae
Source: the annotation of a GenBank genome assembly
AUGGCGGAAAUAGAUUAUACUAGGAGAAACAAGUAUGCGAGACCACUUUCAGAGGCCGAGAAGGAGCGUCUAGAUGAAUUCAUUGAUGCAAUCCAUUAUUCUGCAAGAUAUUCUGACGAUCAAUACGAAUACCGACAUGUUCAACUGCCUAAAGCUAUGUUGAAAAUCAUUCCAAAGGAAUACCAUGAUCCCCAAACUGGCACCUUGAAGCUAUUGUGGGAGGAAGAGUGGAGAGCACUUGGAAUAACACAGAGUCUUGGUUGGGAACAUUAUGAGGUACAUGAGCCAGAACCACAUAUUCUACUCUUCAAGAGAUCAAUUAAUUACCAACCACCAACUCAGCAGCAGUAA